UAGAAUACAAGAAGCAGCCCGUGCCUAUGGAAGGCAUCUCAACUGCCAGACAGGAUUACGUCCCUCAUGAAGUGUUCCCUAUAAAGCAGAGGCCUCCUGAUAAAUAUGUCAGGAGGGAUGAAAACAUGGACCUCUUGUCCACCUAUAGACAAGACUACAACCCGUACCCCAUUUCUCGAGUGCCCCCUUGCCUGCCCCAGGAACAAAAGCCUUUCUCUGACGAGAAGAUGACCACAAUACCAACAUACAAAGAUGAUUAUGUGGCUUGGAAUCAGCCCAGAAGAGACAUUAUUAAGCCAGACAACACUUACCAUCCAUCAGAAGCAAAAUUCGAUCACAAGACCACUAACCAGGAUGACUACCUCUACAAAGGGCCAGUUAUUACCAAGAGCUGCAAACCUGCUAAGGUGCCGCACAGCACAAAGAUACCCCUGGAGGGCACGACCAAUUAUAAGCUGAAUUAUGUGGCCCAUCCCAUACCAAAACGUUAUGUCCACGAACGUGAGCCAUUCAAGCCCAGCGAAGUCCCAUUUGAAGGUGCUACCACCCACAAGCUGUCCUACAAAGGAUUAGCGGGAGAGCCAGCAAAAUCACUGAAGCCUCCUUAUCUGCGGCCAGAAGUGGCAGACUUCGCUGGUACCACAGAAUUUCGGGAAAAGUAUCUAGCUUGGCCCACGGCUGACCCCUUUAUCAGAAAACGUGAGGUCUACAUGCCACCAAAGGAGAAGAUGGAUCUUCAGACAACGGCUCAGGUUCACUACGGAGACCCUCAUGGGCGCCCGGCCACAUCGUGUAAGCCGUUGGCUCAGGUCCCGCAGAGCACAGGGCCCUUGGACUACCGCACCACCAUGCGGGAUGCUUACAAGCCUUGGCAAUAUGCACGGCCUAAGGCCAUCUUGCCUCGCCACGAGCUCACCUUGCCGGCGGUGCCCAUGGACACGCUGACUACCUUUCAGUCCCAUUAUGUACCUCACCCGCUCCCUUCCACCAAGAGCUGUAAGCCUCGCUGGCCGGCAGCUAGGCCUCACGUACCAUUUGCUGAGGAAACCACCUAUGCUAGAAGCUACACACCCAAGGAAAUACAUAUAUGUCCUGCUUCUUUCAAAGACCCGCCUGGCUACAUAUUUGACAAGAUUGAUGAAGGUGGGCACAAGCGUUUCCGGCCUGCCACAGUGGCCCACUCCCGAUGCGCAUCCAGUUCAAAGCUAGCUGAUCGGAGAGGCAGCCCUUCCGGUAGCAGGUCGAGUCAGACGGGCCUCAAAGGGAUAGCCCUAAAAGCCUGA
Molecule: messenger RNA, 1283 nt
Organism: Varanus komodoensis (Komodo dragon)
Lineage: Eukaryota; Metazoa; Chordata; Lepidosauria; Squamata; Varanidae
Gene: SAXO1
Product: stabilizer of axonemal microtubules 1
Exons: 3
Coding region: 27-1283 (418 amino acids)
Biological process (GO): microtubule anchoring
Cellular component (GO): sperm flagellum; cytoskeleton; axonemal microtubule
Molecular function (GO): microtubule binding
Source: RefSeq, a predicted model, not a curated record